Messenger RNA from Didymodactylos carnosus, 318 nucleotides. The record is from the annotation of a GenBank genome assembly. Lineage: Eukaryota; Metazoa; Rotifera; Eurotatoria; Philodinida; Philodinidae.
AUGGAUCAGUUAACAAUUGAAGCUUCUUUUGGAACAGUUACACUGAGAUCAAAUCUGUCUGAUUUAUUAUUAUCAAACGAGGACAAAGUACAAAAUUUUGUUGGCAUUUGGUUUUAUGAUGAUAAUAUUGAUCCAGAAGAAAUCAGUCAAAUGGAAAAUCGUCUAAACGAAAUCUUUGAUUAUUCAAAAAUGUUUCCUACUCAACAGAUAUCCCGAUUAACUGAAUGUUUAACUCGAAUUGCUGUUAAACGUGAAGAAUUUCUCACCAUCUAUAUUUAUUGUUUAACAAAUAUUAAUGAUUAUCAAAUUUAUUGCUAG